Molecule: messenger RNA, 251 nt
Organism: Aspergillus welwitschiae
Lineage: Eukaryota; Fungi; Ascomycota; Eurotiomycetes; Eurotiales; Aspergillaceae
Exons: 1
Coding region: 54-218 (54 amino acids)
Source: RefSeq, a predicted model, not a curated record
UGAGAAGUCUUCUUGGUUUCAUCAGUGGUCUCACCUCGGAGAUCCGCUUUAUUAUGGAGCGCAUCGGCAAGACGGUCGUGCUUGUUGGACGAGAAAUUCCCCCUCCGGUUUGGUUUGCUAAUCAACAUAAAUACGAGGCCGAUUUUGCGAAGAAAUUUACUACAUGGGAAGACGAAGCCGCUAAGUUCAAAGGCUCAUCAACGCAUUAUUCAGUAUAAUUUCGUGAAUAUCCAUAUGGUCGUUCGCUCUGC